Sclerotinia borealis F-4128 is the source of this 333-nucleotide messenger RNA. Lineage: Eukaryota; Fungi; Ascomycota; Leotiomycetes; Helotiales; Sclerotiniaceae. The record is from the annotation of a GenBank genome assembly.
AUGGCUCAAUCCGAUGCUUGGUCUACGAAAAGUAACCCUCCAUCUGUCAAAAGUGCUCGUUCCAAGUCUUCUUCUUCCAAAGACAAAGGAAAAUGGUGCUCAAAAACGAAACCCAACUCGCCUGAUUAUCAAACAGAAGAUACUCCAUCUUCGCAAUCAACUGAAGAACAUGACUAUUCAUCCGAACGAGCGUCAGAGUAUGCUGCAGACCCUAUCAAUCCCAACCCUGGGUACGAAUAUUGGUCAGCAGAGGAAAGCAUGGGUGCCAACAGAGCCAGCAUGAGGUUGUAUCUUGAAAGCUACGAGACUAUUUGGAGUAACGCCUCGCAAUAA